Messenger RNA from Amyelois transitella, 1012 nucleotides. The record is from the annotation of a RefSeq genome assembly. Lineage: Eukaryota; Metazoa; Arthropoda; Insecta; Lepidoptera; Pyralidae.
AUUUUCCCUAUUUUUAACUCUAAUAAAAUAUUUUUUUUUUUUAUUUUAUUUUUUAGAACUUUAAUUUCUAUUUCUUCAAAUUCUUGAUUAGGAUGCUGAAUUGGAUUAGAAAUUAAUCUUUUAAGAUUUAUUCCUUUAAUUUCUAACCCUAAAAAUAUAAUAGCCUCAGAAGCUUCUUUAAAAUAUUUUUUAGUUCAAACUAUUGCUUCUAUUAAUUUUUUAUUUUCUAUUAUUUUAAGCCUUAUUUUAGUUAAAAAUUUUUAUUUAGAUAAUUUUUUAUCAAUUAUAAUUAAUUCUUCACUUUUAAUAAAAAUAGGAUCAACCCCUUUCCAUUUUUGAUUUCCAAAUAUUGUAGAAGGUUUAUCUUGAUUUAAUAAUUUUAUUUUAAUAACAUGACAAAAAAUUACCCCCAUAAUUUUAUUAUCAUAUUAUAUUAAUAUAAAUUUCAUUUUUAUUAUUGUUCUUAUUAAUGCUAUUAUUGGGGCAAUUGGAGGAUUAAAUCAAACUUCUUUACGUAAAUUAAUAGCUUUUUCUUCAAUUAAUAAUUUAAGAUGAAUAUUAGUUUCAAUUAUAAUUAGUGAAAAUCUUUGAUUAUUUUUUUUAACUAUAUAUUCCUUUAUUAUUAGAUCAAUAUGUUUUUUUUUCAGAAUAUUAAAUAUAUUUUAUAUUAAUCAACUAUUUAUUAUUAAUAUUAAUUAUUUAAUUAAAUUUUUUUUUUUAAUUAAUUUUCUUUCUUUAGGGGGAUUACCCCCUUUUAUUGGAUUUUUCCCUAAAUGAAUUAUUAUUAAUUUUCUUUUAAUAAAUAAUUUUUAUAUUAUUUCUUUCAUUUUAGUUAUAAUAAGUUUAAUUUUAUUAUUUUUUUAUAUCCGAAUCAUUUACUCAUCUUUUUUAUUUAACUAUAUAAAAUUAAAGUGAAUAAAAUUUUUUAUUAAAAAUAAAUUAUUAUAUUUUAUUAAUAUACUUUCUUUUAUUUCUAUUUCAGGAAUAAUAAUUAGAACUUUCUUUUUUUUUU